Pan troglodytes (chimpanzee) is the source of this 1999-nucleotide messenger RNA. It is a transcript of the gene DNAJC7, whose product is annotated as DnaJ heat shock protein family (Hsp40) member C7. The coding region runs from base 380 to 1696 and encodes 438 amino acids. Gene Ontology annotation, molecular function: protein binding. The record is from RefSeq and is a predicted model, not a curated record. The transcript is spliced from 15 exons. Lineage: Eukaryota; Metazoa; Chordata; Mammalia; Primates; Hominidae.
CCCGGCGGUAAGAUGGCGGCUGCCGCGGAGUGCGAUGUGGUAAUGGCGGCGACCGAGCCAGAGCUGCUCGACGACCAAGAGGCGAAGAGUCCCACGCCUUUGACAUCUCAUCCUUCAGUCCCUUUGCUGUAAAGGCAACUUGAACAAGCUUCAGCCCUUUCUAAGACUUCCAGGGCAGGACUUGAAUGGAUUUGACCCUGGAAUUGUUCCUGAUGCAGCCUUGUUCAGUUCUUGCUGCUGCCAUGCUGGAUUCCAAAGAUCCACUCUUUCCUCGACUGGUCUCGCAGGGGAAGCAGAGACUUUCAAGGAACAAGGAAAUGCAUACUAUGCCAAGAAAGAUUACAAUGAAGCUUAUAAUUAUUACACAAAAGCCAUAGAUAUGUGUCCUAAAAAUGCUAGCUAUUAUGGUAAUCGAGCAGCCACCUUGAUGAUGCUUGGAAGGUUCCGGGAAGCUCUUGGAGAUGCACAACAGUCAGUGAGGUUGGAUGACAGUUUUGUCCGGGGACAUCUACGAGAGGGCAAGUGCCACCUCUCUCUGGGGAAUGCCAUGGCAGCAUGUCGCAGCUUCCAGAGAGCCCUAGAACUGGAUCAUAAAAAUGCUCAGGCACAACAAGAGUUCAAGAAUGCUAAUGCAGUCAUGGAAUAUGAGAAAAUAGCAGAAACAGAUUUUGAGAAGCGAGAUUUUCGGAAGGUUGUUUUCUGCAUGGACCGUGCCCUAGAAUUUGCCCCUGCCUGCCAUCGCUUCAAAAUCCUCAAGGCAGAAUGUUUAGCAAUGCUGGGUCGUUAUCCAGAAGCACAGUCUGUGGCUAGUGACAUUCUACGAAUGGAUUCCACCAAUGCAGAUGCUCUGUAUGUACGAGGUCUUUGCCUUUAUUACGAAGAUUGUAUUGAGAAGGCAGUUCAGUUUUUCGUACAGGCUCUCAGGAUGGCUCCUGACCACGAGAAGGCCUGCAUUGCCUGCAGAAAUGCCAAAGCACUCAAAGCAAAGAAAGAAGAUGGGAAUAAAGCAUUUAAGGAAGGAAAUUACAAACUAGCAUAUGAACUGUACACAGAAGCCCUGGGGAUAGACCCCAACAAUAUAAAAACAAAUGCUAAACUCUACUGUAAUCGGGGUACGGUUAAUUCCAAGCUUAGGAAACUAGAUGAUGCAAUAGAAGACUGCACAAAUGCAGUGAAGCUUGAUGACACUUACAUAAAAGCCUACUUGAGAAGAGCUCAGUGUUACAUGGACACAGAACAGUAUGAAGAAGCAGUACGAGACUAUGAAAAAGUAUAUCAGACAGAGAAAACAAAAGAACACAAACAGCUCCUAAAAAAUGCGCAGCUGGAACUGAAGAAGAGUAAGAGGAAAGAUUACUACAAGAUUCUAGGAGUGGACAAGAAUGCCUCUGAGGACGAGAUCAAGAAAGCUUAUCGGAAACGGGCCUUGAUGCACCAUCCAGAUCGGCAUAGUGGAGCCAGUGCUGAGGUUCAGAAGGAGGAGGAGAAGAAGUUCAAGGAAGUUGGAGAGGCCUUUACUAUCCUCUCUGAUCCCAAGAAAAAGACUCGCUAUGACAGUGGACAGGACCUAGAUGAGGAGGGCAUGAAUAUGGGUGAUUUUGAUCCAAACAGUAUCUUCAAGGCAUUCUUUGGCGGUCCUGGCGGCUUCAGCUUUGAAGCAUCUGGUCCAGGGAAUUUCUUUUUUCAAUUUGGCUAAUGAAGGGCAACCACCCAGAACCCAGAAAAUGCAGAUUCACUCAGUUUAAUCUUGAAUGUGGAAACAGUUCACCUCCUCCCUUCAUCACGUCUCCGUGUACUUAGAGCAGUUUCGUUUUCUCAGUUGGAUGCCCUGUGUCUCUGUGAGUGGGGUGGAGCAAAGGGAACCAAUGCCGAAGACCGAGGGCAGGGGAGGGAGGCGGGGGUGGACAGGGAGGCAGCUUGUGAAUUUUUGUUUUACUGUUUAACUUUAUUAAAAAAGAAAAAAAAAAAAAAGAGAAUAAAAUGUUUUGACCCUUCCUGG